AUGGAGCAAAGUUCAACAGUGCUCGCCACCCACGUGCUCGCCAUGGUCCCGUCUUGCCUCGACAGCUUCCGACUCACGUUCACGGACGAGCAGCGAAACCGACGCGACCUUCCCGAACUCACGACGCUUACGGACCGCAUUCGCAUCCAGCUUCGUUCGGCAGGACUCUCGACCUCGCAUUCGGCCAUGCUUGCCACGCGCUCCCCUUGCCCCGCCUGCCGCGCUCCCGGUCACCGCCUGCGCGACUGCACUUCACGUGCGAAGCACCCGCCCACCGGCCCCUGCCGCCGAUGCCACAAGAAAGGUCACUGGGCACUCGACUGCAAGAACCGGGGUGAACAGGCACGUAGCAGCGACGACACCCAGGACGACACGUCUUCCUCCGCGGCCUCGCAACCGAACGUCGGCUAUUUCGCCUCCUGUCUCUUCGCUCGUCGCCAACUCCCAACUGACGCCUUUGUAGUCGAUUCGGGUGCCACGACACACAUGGUCGCCGACCGAUCUCUAUUCACGACUUAUCAUCAGACGGCACACACCAAGAUCGGCGGCAUCGCGGGCGGCAUCACGGCUAUCGGCAUGGGGGACGUGGCAUUCGUCGCCAAGACUGGACACCCGAUCACGCUCCGUGGUGUUCUUCACACGCCUGGCCUACACGUCAACCUCCUCUCUGUCUCUCGCCUCUGCGACACCGACCGCGUUCGUCUCGCCUUCACCAGCGACGGCAUCGACAUCGCCAAGGACGGCCGGGCCAUUGCUCACGGUACCAGGGUCAACGACGGUCUUUACCUUUUGGACGCGGAUCACACCAAGUGUCAGCAUCUUGCCUUCCUCUCACGCUCUGAGUCUCCCGUGCCCCUGCUUACCCUACACCGCUGCCUCGGCCAUCUUGCCCCAUCCUCUAUACAGAAGAUGAUUGCUGCAGGUUUGCUGGACGGGUUUGGGGCCGGGUACAGUGACAAAGACGUAGAGGAGUUUGUUUGCAAUGCUUGCCUUGGUUCCAAAGGUCACCGCCUUCCCUUUCCCGACUCUGAGUCGCAUUCCGCCGAGAGACUUGGCCUCGUGCACAGCGACGUCCUGUCGUUCCCCACUCCGUCCUUGACCGGGAAGCGCUACCUUGUCACGUUUCUAGACGACCACUCUCGCAAACUCUGGGCAUAUGCGAUCGAUCACAAAAGCGAUGUUUUCCCGACCUUCCAGACUUGGCUCGCCGAAGUGGAGUUAGAGACGAACGCGCGGUUGAGGAUCCUUCGAACCGACAAUGGCGGGGAGUACCGAUCAAACGCAUUCACGGAGUUCUGCAAAUCCAAGGGCAUUCGUCGUCAAUACUCUAUCCCUUACACGCCUCAACAAAACGGUCGCGCCGAACGUGUCAACCUCUCCAUCGUCGAGGGCGUCCUCGCUCUCCUUGCGGACGCCCGUCUGCCGGCCACCUUUUGGGAUGAAGCGGCUGCGUAUUUCGUUUAUUGCAAAAACAGGUGCUCACACUCAGCUUUGGCCAAACAGACUCCAGAAUCCGUUUGGAACGGCCAACGCACCACCGCCACCGCCCUCCACCCGUUCGGCUGCACAGCCUGGCUCACGGUCGCCCCGGACCUUCGCAGCAAGCUCGACCCCAAGGCCGCGCGCGUGAUCUUCACAGGUUACGACCUCGCCUCCAAAGCUUUCCGUUUCUUUGACCAUUCCAUCAACAAGAUUGUACUUGGUCGCAAUGCCACCUUCCUCGACGACGACUUCCCCGGCCUGCCAGUCACCACGCCCGUCGAUGCAGACGACACCGACCGUCAGUUCGUCGUUCCCGCCGACACGCCCGCCCCUGCCGUCAAGACGAGGACCCCACUAGUAAGGUCGGCGCACAUGGACGUCUCAUCCUCCCUUGAUGAUUCUGCCAUGAGCGCCGUUGACGUGGCCCCAGGGUACACUGGCGGAACCUUACUUAAUUCCACAGAUACCGAAUCGUCCUCGUCACCGUCUCCUGAGCCGUCCUCGUCACCGUCGCCCACAAACCCUUUGUCACCGUCGCCUGCGCUGUCACCGUCGUUGGCAGCGUCAUCGUCACCCUCGGUCUCACCGACCGACUCUGACUACUCCGCCGACCCUCUGGACCUCAUCGGCUCACAGACCCCGACUCGCCUUGGCCCACCGGACGUGCACCGCCCAGACUUCAGCACGUACCGUGAGCCCGCAUCGGCUGAGGAGUCGCCCGACGAACUCGACAUCAUUGGGCGUCACUCGCGCGAUGAAUCGCCGGAUGAAAUCGAUUUCCUCACCCAACACCACCGCGCCUUCAUCGCCACAGACGACGACGACCCCACCCUCGACGCCAUCGAGCCCGUCAAAUCGAUCACUAGCGACCCCCAGACCUGGCGCGAAGCAAUGUCCAGCGACGAGCACAACAUCUGGGCUGAGGCCGCCGCCGCCGAGUUCACCGCCAUGCGCGACGACUUCAAGGUGUUCACCAUCGAGCCUCGCUCAUCUGUACCGCCGGGCGCCACCAUCGUCACCUCCAAAUUCGUCUGGAAGACCAAGCGCAACGCAAGCGGUGAAGUCACGGGGCGGAAGGCACGUCUUGUAGCGCAGGGUAACCGACAGCGCGACGGCAUCGACUUCUCAGAAACCUUCGCACCCGUCGCCCGUUUCUCCUCCAUUCGCUGCCUCCUGGCUCUUGCCGCUGCCAAUGGCUACCACGUUCAUCAGGCCGACAUCGACAAGGCUUACCUCCACGGCGAGCUCGAUCAUGAUAUCUGGAUGACGACACCACGCGGUUUCGACUUCCCGAGCGAUAAGGUUCUCCGGCUGCGACGCUCAAUCUACGGUCUCAAGCAGGCCGGUCGCAUCUGGAAUCGUCACAUUGACACAUCACUCAGGAAUCUGGGGUACAAGGCAACAGGCACUGAUCACUGCAUUUACUCUCGCAUUGACGAUCAGCAGCGGCCUCACUAUAUCGCCUUGUAUGUCGACGACCUCCUCAUUGUCAGUCCAGCCCUCGACGAGAUCGAACGUGUCAUCUCCGGCCUUGAACAGCGGUACGGCGUCAAACGACUCGGCCCCGCGGAGUACAUCCUCGGAAUCCAAAUACGCCGCCUGGACGACGGUUCCAUUGCUCUAUCCCAGGAGCGCUACAUCAUGGACGUGCUGGCCCGUUUCCACUUCGACACCACGACACGCGGCACUACGGUGCCGAUGACGCCCGGCCUCUCGCUCACGGCAAUUCCGGGUCAGGGAACGGAGCGCAUUCGUUCGUGGUACCUACAGGCCAUCGGCUCCCUCCUCUACAUCUCCCUUGGCACUCGACCCGACAUUGCCUUCGCCGUCUCGUACCUGUCCCGGUUCGCCAACAACCCCGGCCGCCGCCAUUGGAUUGCCGUCAAACACGUCCUUCGCUACCUUCGCGCCACGUACCGCGAUGAGCUUCUCUAUGCCCGCGGCCCAGCAAAAGUCACGGGUGUGGUUGGUUAUUCUGAUGCGAACUGGGGCGCCUGCGUCGACACAUCCAUUUCAACGAUGGGCUACGUAUUUUACUUGGCAGGCGCCGCUGUCUCUUGGUCGUCGAAGCGUCAGACUCGGGUAGCGGAUUCCACCACUGAUGCCGAGUACCUGGCCUUGUCGCACGCGGGUAAGGAAGCGAUCUACCUUAACCAACUCCUCUCCGAGCUCCACGUUUGCCCAAUCGCUGCAGCUCACAUCUUCACCGACAACGAGGCCGCGGCCGCCGUCGCUCACGACCCCGUUCGCACCUCCGGCACCCGGCACAUUCGCCUCCGCGAGCAUUUUGUCCGUGACAUGGUCAAUCGAGGUGAUAUCUCUCUCUCACACGUUGGCACAGCAGACAUGGUUGCGGACGUAUUCACCAAAGCGCUAGGCCCCAAGAUUUUUGGUACACAUUGCUAUGCUCUAGGCCUCCGGACGCGACAUCCACGGCUCAAGUCUACCUCGCGUUCGCGUGGGGGGGGUGUGAGGAAUCCACUCUCCGCUCGGCUCAGGACUUAGGCGCGCGGAGCGAACCGGGCGCGGACUUAGGCGCGCGGAGUGAGCCGGGCGCCCCGGCCCAGGACUUAGGCGCGCGAAGCGAGCCUGGGACUUAGGCGCGCGGAGCGAGCCUGGGCCAUUGGCUCAGCCCCAGGCUCGCUGGCUGUGGACUUGGGGCGCGCGGGUCUCUUAUUGUUAGCUUCCUAUUCAUCACUCUUGGCUAUAACUACAUCGCUGACGUAGUAGAGUUGAUCGAAUAGGUAUGUUGAAAUGCAUUCAUCACUCUUGGCUAUAACUACAUCGCUGACGUAGUAGAGUUGAUCGAAUACUAUCACACAGCGCCGCGGGCGUGGGCCAAGGCGCUGAGCAGGGCCUUCAACGCGAUGACCGAGCGCGGCUCGCUUUCACCGAAGCAGGGGCAAGGACUCGCUCGCCUGCUCUUCAAGCACCACAAGAUCGGGGCCGAUCGCGCCGAGCUCUCGUCGUACCGGCCCAUCACCUUGCGCGAGUGCGACUACAAGCUCUUCACCAAGGUCUACGUUGCGCGACUCAACCACGUGCUGCCGGACCUGCUCCCACCGCAACAGCACGGCUUCGUCAAGGGCCGCCGAUCGGCGGACGCGUCAUUCCACCUGCGACUCUUGAUCGAAGAGCUGGGCGCGCGCGGCACCGAGUUCCCUGACGCGGCGCUCUUGUCUCUUGACCAAUCGUCGGCUUACGACCUCGUCGAGCACGAAUGGAUCUUCGCCAUCUUCGACGCUCUCGGCGCUCCUGCCGCCUUCCAACGCGUUCUGAGGAUGCUCUACUCGGGUGACUCAACCACGGCGCGAUAUAUCAUCAACGGCUUCUUGACUCCGCCGGUGCGGCUGACGUGUGGGCUCGGCCAAGGGGACCCGGCGUCGUCGUCGGUCUGGGAUGUCGUGUUCCAGCCGUUCCUGGAUGCUCUGCACCGUCGAGGCAUCGCGCUGAACCUCUCGCUUCCUACCAUUCACCCCUACCCACAGAGCCGCGCCAUUACAUCCCUUGCGUUUGCCGAUGACGUCGUCGUCGCUGUCGCGGGCUCGGAGUCACUCAACUUGCUCGACGACCUGGCGCUCGACUGGAGGCUCGCAACCAAUGGCCGGCUCAACACCGACAAGACCGUCGUACUACCCAUCGGGUGUCGCUGGGAGGCUGGCGAUCGUCCGCUCGUCGUCAAGGCCGAGGGCGAGUCGCUCGAGUGGAUCGGCCUAUCUUUCGACCCCACCGGCAACACCGAACUCGCCAACGUGAAUCUCGUCGCACGGCUCGAAGCGGUGCUCGAUUCGGCACGGGACCGAGGGCUCACACACCACACCCGAGCGUUCUACGUCAACCGAUACGCCAUUCCCAAGAUUCUGCACAUCCUCUCCGCCGACAUCCCACCGCUCGAGGUCGUCAAGGAGCUUGAUCGCAUUCUCGCCGACUUUGUCCGCGGCGGCAAGAGGAGGUCGUGCUAUGGCAAGGACGUCGUCUUCACACCGAGGUUCAAGGGGGGUCUUGGGGUCAUGCGGAUGCAGGACGUCGUCGACUCGGUUGCGGCACGCGUCUGGGACGUGCUUCUUGGCGGUUCGGAUGCGAUCUGGCAGGGACUUGCGCGCGCGGCGAUUGUACGAGCCCAUCCCGCCCCCGACUUUGACUUGGCAACCAAUGCGUGGCCUUGCGACUACACUCCGAUCCGAACCGAUCUACACCCAAGAUGGCAGGCCGUGCUGAAGGUACCAUCGACGCACAAUGCGCAAGUCAAGCCGAGGACGUUGACGCUCGCGAACCUUCUCGCUCUUCCGAUCAAGUUGCACACCCUUCACUACCUACCGGGAGCACCAGCUGUGUCGCGACCACCCUACGACGCCGACUAUGCUGCGUUUGCCAUUUACGCCAAGGUAGCGGACCUGUUUCGACGCGAGCUGUACCCGGGCGGGGGCUUUCAUCUCUGGACGCCGCCGACGGAUGUGGUCGUCAGCAACAGCGAAUACGAUCAACGGGGCCGCCCACAACGAGAGCACAUCGUGGCAUGGUACCGACAUGCGAUCAAUCGAUUGAGGUUCACACCAAUAGCUCAACCGGUGGCGGCAGUACGAAUCAACGGGCCUCCCCGAGUCCGCCCCACCACGCCGCUCGAGUCGAUCCUGCCCCAUCCGAUCGACCCGCCGCAGCGCCUUCCGAGACCGGCUCUCCCAGACCAAUCAACACAAUACAACUUGCUCAGCAUGGAUCGGCCAUACACCAUCCGUCGCGUCCGCCGAGUCUUGAAUGCAAAGGCCUUCACCGACACGAUCGGUUUCAGGGACUCGCUGCAGCCCGACGAUCUCAAGGGAUUCUGGAAGGGGGUCAACUCGAAGGCAUUGACGGCGAGGGAACGCGAGGUGUGGUUCAAGCUCGUCAGGAACUUCACCCCGACUCGGAGUCUGCAGUUUCAUCAAAAGCACGACGACUCGCCCGCGUGCCUCGUCUGUGGAGCGCCCAAGGACGAUCGGGAGCACUACUUCUUCGACUGCGUUGACUCUAGGAACGUUUGGAUCGCGGCAAGGGGCGUGCUCUGCGACGCACUGGGGCUCGACACGAUCGACAACACGCAUUACACGGCCGUUCAACGCAUGUUCGGACUUCCGAAGCUCAAGGCCAGUCUGCACGAUCAAGAAGGAGCGGGGAGGACGAUCGAAAUAUUCACCGGGCUGGUCUUGGAGAUGAUCAGCAGCGGGAGGUGGGGGAUGCAGAAGUGGGGGACGAGGAUGGAGGGUGUUGGGAGGAGGAGGAUAAUCUUGGAGGAGAGGUUGAAGCUGAGGGCGGGAGGAGCUUGGGGGAGGAGAGGGCAGUAG
Molecule: messenger RNA, 6803 nt
Organism: Microbotryum saponariae
Lineage: Eukaryota; Fungi; Basidiomycota; Microbotryomycetes; Microbotryales; Microbotryaceae
Source: the annotation of a GenBank genome assembly